AUGAUUUCACGUCGUGCUACUCAAUUGCAAUAAUGACACUAAUAUUUAUUUGAGCUGUCAGAUAUGUGGGAGAGUGCCUGGGGGGUUGGUCGCUGAUAGAACGGUGUGUGUGUUGUUCAUGUUGCCUCAUUUCCUGAGUCUGCCCAAAGACAGGGAGAUACGGGGACACAGAGCCAGUGAGAGAGCGCCCUAGGGAAAGAGAGGGAGAGAGACAGACACAGAGGGGGAGGCUGGUUCCUGAUACCAAGACAAGGAAAAGCAAGGGAGGGACAGAGAGAGAGAAAAGGCUGGCGGAGACUGGGAGAGAGGGGGAGAAAACAGGGGAAUAACAUUUAGAGACACCAAAGGCGUAGGGGAGGAAAGAAUAGAAUACUGUGUUCUUCUGAACACCCCCCUUUCGUUCUCUCUUUCGCGCAGUCACACCAGAUUGGACUCCAAAGAAUCUACACCGCGUCUACCCCAGACCCCAUGGGUUAACAGACCGUAUCCAGGAGAGGCUAACAGGUCAGCUAACCCAAUGAACAGCAACAGGAAGGAGGACAUGGAGAUCUCGUCCCACUACCGGCAGCUCCUGCGGGAGCUCAGCGAGCAGCGGCAGCAUGGCAUCCUGUGUGACGCCUGUGUCAUCGUGGAGGGGAAGAUCUUCAAGGCCCACAAGAACGUCCUCCUGGGCUCCUCGCGUUACUUCAAGACCCUCUACUGCCAGGUGAAGAAAGGGGCGGAGCCACAUCACCAGACGACUGUCACUCACCUGGACAUCGUCACGGCGACAGGCUUCAAGGCCAUCCUGGACUUCAUGUACUCGGCCCACCUGGCGCUGACCAGUAAAAACGUCAUUGAGGUGAUGUCAGCCGCCAGCUACUUACAGAUGACCGACAUCGUCCAGGCCUGCCACGGCUUCAUCAGGGCCGCGCUGGACAUCAGUCUCCGCUCUGAACUGGCCGACGUCGAGAUGGGGGCUGCCGCGGGCGCUGGGAUCGGGGGAGGUGGAGGAGGGGUGGCGUCAGAAGCCUUGGUGUCUAUCAUAUCAGGACGAAGCUCCUCGCCCUGGCUGGGGAGGCGUACCAGCCCGGCCAACUCCUCUGGGGACUCCGCCAUUGCCAGCUGCCAUGAGGGUAGUGGCAGUACCUACGGGAAAGAGGACCAGGAACCACCCAAGAGCCACGAGAGCCAAGAGGACGGUGGUCACGACUCCCAGCCCGCCUGGCCACACAGCUACCGCCCCAUCACUGUCAAAGAGGAACAAGUCUCACCCUCCUCCGUUUCUCACCCCCGGGAUGGGCCCAAUGUGGGCGCAGGGACACAGGGGGAUCAGGGGGGAGGAGGAGAAGGGCCGUGGCAGCCCUCCGGGUCUGGGCGGAGGAAGAACCGAAAGAACAAGGACACGGUCAGACACAUUACCCAGCAGGCCGAGGGGGACAGAGACAGCAGGCCAGGGUCGCCGCUGCCCUCCAUGAUGGGCGUGACGGGGUGGAGCUACAAUGGAAAAGACAUUCCUGGUGCAGAUGUGACGGAGCCCAACAGCUCAGACAGUCGCGGAGAACGUCUCGACUUUUUCCUCAAACAGGAAGAGUCUCUGGCAGCGAGCGAGGCCAACUUCCUGGGUGCCAGCGGCGAAUCAGAUGAGGCCGGAGGUGGGACCGGGGGCAGGACUACCCCAUUGGUAGCCAAUCUGAGGGCAGCGUUGAUGAGCAAAAACAGCCUGCUGUCGCUACGGGCUGAGAUGCUGGGAGACGAUAACCCUCUCUUGUUUGAAUACCUGCCCAAAGGAGGGCACUCCCUCUCACUGAAUGACUUCACAGUGAUCCGUAAGAAGUUUAAGUGUCCCUACUGUAGUUUCUCUGCCAUGCACCAGUGCAUCCUAAAGAGGCACAUGCGCUCCCACACGGGUGAGAGGCCCUACCCCUGUGAGAUCUGUGGCAAGAAGUUCACCAGGAGGGAGCACAUGAAGAGACACACACUGGUCCACAGUAAGGACAAGAAGUAUGUGUGUAAGGUUUGCAGUCGGGUCUUCAUGUCGGCAGCCAGUGUCGGAAUCAAACACGGCUCCCGUCGCCAUGGCGUCUGCGCUGACUGUUCCGGGCGGGGCAUGGCCGCGUUAUUGGACCACAACGGGGAAGUGGGCGGAGACCUCUCCCCAGAGGACGAGCUGUAUCCCGGCGACCACCAUUUCCCUGAUGACCAGACAGAGUGCGACGGUGACGGAGAGGAAGAGAUGAUGACGGAAGGGGAUGGAGAGAUAGUAGGAGAGGUGGAUGACAAGGGAAGGAAGUGGAAGGAUGACUCAGGGAUGAUGACAGCGGGAGACGGGGCGAUGGACAAUGACAAGGAGGAGAGCAAUGACUCUGUGCCAGAGCGGGUGCAGCACAACGGGAGCGAGAAGGAUUUCGGCUGGAUCUCUUAGGAUCCCAUGGGAUCAUUUAGGAUCUUUUGUGGAUCUGUUGGAAUGUCUCAGGCAGAGACAGCUCUCUUUACCCAUGUUCAUGGGCAGGCCUUCCUCUGAGUGGGGUAUGCGGGCGAUACAUGACAAUGAUCUAUAUUGACAGGUGCCACACACACAAGCUGAGCCCUGUGCUGAUGAUUGCCAUGGAGAGCGAUUGAGAGAAGAGAGUCUCUUUCUCCUCACCACCUUUCUGAUGCAGUUUCUUUCCUCUUUAGUUUAGUUUUUUUCUUGUUUCUGAUGAGGACCAGACCAGAGUCUGUCCAUUGGUUUAGUUGUCCACCUAUGUCACACUGGGGCCAAUGAGGACUUAUUAAACGGUCUUGGGUGAUGUUGGACUGUGGCCAUUUGUGUUCACAGUCGCCAUUGACAUGACGGAUUGUUAACCGUUUGGAAAAAUGCUAAGGUGGUGUCUUGUUGCCAUGCAGUCCUAUUUGGGGACUGUCUAUACAUUUUUGGGACAAUCUUUUAUCUAUUGCAAAGAUGCACGCGUCGGUCAUCGGUCGGCACAUUGUCUCCUGCAGAGUGAAACUGCCACAGACUUGCACUUUAACGUCAACAAGAAUCCUGUCAAUGCCCUGUGGUUUACAUUUUCAAUCUGAUUUUUAACUACACAACUUGGUGACCGCACCUACCUUUAAGGAUAUAUUGUAUGUCCUCAUGACUGUUUUAUAUAUAUAUAUAUAUAUAUAUAUAUGGAUAUUAGUAUGCUUGUGCUGUAGUUUGCUGAUUAUAAAGCCUAUGCCUUUCAAUGGGUUCUUUCUCCUCCACUUAAGUUACCAUGCAUUUCUGUUAAGCUGUGGUGAGAAUUAUGAAAGGUUGAGCAAAUGUACAUACAAACAAGCCACAGGGAUUCUAGUAGACCGAGCAAGAGGGAGCGUUGAAGAUAGGGAGAGAAAGGGAGUGUUAGAGACGGGAGGAGAGAGGGAACACUAUGCAGGAACAUAACCCAUCACUCCAGAUGUAAUUGCUCUCUACUUUCAGAGAGGAUAUCAACGUUUUUUGGUCGCAUACACAGUUUAAUAGAUGUUAUAUAGCGGUGCAGCGAAAUGCUUAUGUUACUAACAGUGCAGUAUCCAGAUCUCUACUUCAGACAUUUACUCCCAGAAUGAGAAAGGUUGUCUUGUCUGAGGAAAGGUGAAGAAAUGCUUAUGUUACUAACAAUGAUCUCUACUUCAGACAUUUACUCCCAGAAUGAGAGAGGUUGUCUUGUCUGAGGAAAGGUGAAGAAAUGCUUAUUUGUGAGAGAGACGGACUACAUACACAAUGAUGACGGGUCAAAUCUCAUGCCAAAACAAUCACACUAUAAAACUAUUGUACAUGUCGCUACAUGGCUUACAUUGAGUCUCUCCUCCUGACCCAUUCUGUCCUUCCAUCUCAUGUUGUAUCUCUUUACUCUUUAAAACCUCUGUUUAGUGAUCAUUUGUAUAUUUCACCAUCAAUACAGAAUAUGCGCACUUUUACAUCUUAGUGGACCUUAAAUGAUGGCUCAUCUUUCUUUUUGGUGAGGACCUGUAUUUCAGUUUGUAUUUGUAAAGACAAGGUCAGGCUUCUGCUUGAGUCCAUCCAGGGAGUGGCCUGUUCUGUUGCGUGGUUUUAUGACACUUUCUUUUGUUUGAAAAGGUAAUUUAUGAAAAUCCAUGUUUUUGUAGUGGAAUUAUUAUACUAUAAAGGCAUUCCCUCCACUCUGUCUGAUGCCUUCGUGUGGGCACGGUGUGUGGAUGCGUUCGUGUGUGCGCACGCAUGUGAGAUGUGUAUUGAUUUUUUUCAGAUGAUUUCCUGUUAUUUGACCAUUUUGAGUCUUGUGAUGAUCAGAAGUAAGACUAUUGUUGUUAUGAUUACAUUAUUAACAUUAUGAUUAUUAAGUGCUGGAUGCUAAGCAUUAUUGUGCGUUUUAUUUUUGAUGUUUUAUAUCUUGUAUAAGGAAAUCUUUUACAUUUGGCCUUGUUGUGGACAGCGAGCCAUGUGGCUUUUCUGACUAGUUAUAUCAGCCAGUUCUCUGCUUUUCUGAUUAGUUAUAUCAGCCAGUUCUCUGCUUUUCUGAUUAGUUAUAUCAGCCAGUUCUCUGCUUUUCUGAUUAGUUUUAUCAGCCAGUUCUCUGCUUUUCUGAUUAGUUAUAUCAGCCAGUUCUCUGCUUUUCUGAUUAGUUAUAUCAGCCAGUUCUCUGUUUUUCUGAUUAGUUAUAUCAGCCAGUUCUCUGCUUUUCUGAUUAGGUUUAUCAGCCAGUUCUCUGUUUUUCUGAUUAGUUAUAUCGUGACAGUUCUCUGGUUUUCUGUUGUAUUUGGUUUUUACAGAGAAAAACAAAUUAGAGGAAGUUAUUCUAAGUUAGCUAUGGAUCAGAACUUACUGUGUGUACGGUAUGGCACAUGCGUCUAUUAUUAUAUUACUGACAUACACUAAUUCAUUAACAUUAGGCCAAAAACAAUCUAAGACAUUGUAUCAAGUGCUUUUGUUUCAAUCGUGCGUGUGCAGGUGCAAAUAUUUUUAUUUGGAUGUAGUUAUUGAGUUUAUUUUUCAGUUUGUAUACAUAUGGUAUACUUGUAUAUGAAGAGCGUUGUGACCUGCUAGUCUAGACCUGCUGGAGAUCGCAUCUUUAACCCCUCUUUUCUUUACUGGUCUUGUUGCCCUGGUUUCCAAAGGUGUGUUCUACUGUAUAUCCUAAACAUAAGCCCAAUCCCAAGUCUACCCCUGGCCCCAACCCCUAUAUACUUUUUGUAGGUCUGAAAUGAUCGGACUGGUGUACAUAUUAUAUAUUUCAACUUAGCCUAUCAAAGGGCAAGGUCCUUCCAGACCUACAAGACAUGUUUUGGAGUGCCUGGAUGCUACAAGGUACAGGAACAGAGUGAGCCACAAUGUUGGCUCUGGGAAUUGGAGUUGGUUUGCCGGAGGUGGUUGCAAACAUACCAUCUGCCACACUUCCAUUUUUCCAUCUGUCCCAAUGCUAAACACCGUAUCCAACGAACAUCUGUCCCAAUGCCUAACACCGUAUCCAACGAACACUCCUCUGCUGUCUGUUUGAUUUCACUGGUUGGAAAUGCCUUCUCCAUGUGUGGUGACGAGCUUUAUUCAAGUUGCAUUAUUUUAAUUUGACCCAUCCAUCAGCAAUCUCUAAUCUGUUGACGUUUUCAGAAAGGAAACAAAUGACGUUGGGUGGAUAUGUUGAAUGUUAAUGGCUGAAUAUAAUGGGAUUGUCCAGAAGUGUAUUUGGAAGUAGUGCAGUAUCAGUGAUAUUUCUCUGUCAUCCACCCAGUGCUUUUCCAGUCCAGACUCCUGUGAACACAGGUAUUUUUACCCACUUUAGUUCUCUUCUCAUCAUCACCUGCCUGUGUCUUCUUCUUCCUUGUCUUGGGUUGUAAUUCAGGAAAUAUUUGCCAUCCAAUCCCCUCAACAAUGUGCCUCGAUCUGUUUUACCGGCGUGUGCGUGGGUGUGCCUGCACGGGUGUGUGUGUGGGUGUGCCUGCAUGGGUGUGUGUGUGUUUCAAGAGAAACGGAAAUCAUAUAUUUUAUCUCAAUCACAGGUGCAAAAAGUUGAGACAAAAAAAAUGCAGCUAUGUGUUUCUGUUUCUGAAUCCUUUGUGGUUUUAUGGUCUAAACUGCACGUCUCUGUUCAUUUGUCAUACCAAAGUCUCUAACAUCCGCACACAGGUCAUUUCACACCAGGAACAACUGGAGCUGUCAGAAGAUGAAUAUGGCGAUUCCUUUCUUAGACGUGUACAAAACUCAAAUCUUGAUUUAGCCUGUAUAGCUUGAUUCAUAUGUGCAAAUCACAAAGCCAUAGACAUGGUGAUAUGAAGAGUAUACUAUAUUUCAAAAUUCUUACUUUUUAUUUUCGACUCUGUUCUUUACUAAGAGUGAUGUGUUCAUAAAUUGAUAUUACUAUUAUAUAUUAUUUAUUUUCUCUCAUGUUUCGCAAGGUGUCUUUCAUUUGUAAAGUGAGAUGCUUGAAGCUUUACGGUUCUGUUUGGGAAUUUUGUUCAAUAUGAUACUGACUUUAUGUUGAUUAUAUCAUAAACCUGUGUUUGUAACGAAGAUGUGUUGAGUAAUCAAUACCUUGUUCUGUUUGGGAGGAUUCAAGUGGGAAGAUUUUCUGUAUAGUGCUGAUCCCUUGAUUGUUUUUAUAGCCAAACAUGAACUUCCCUAGCGUCCUGUUGUGAGGGCUAGCCUAAAGGGCUAACCCAGGCCUCGUUCUAACUUAAUGUUUAGUGGAAAUUAGCUUGACUAUUAUUUGCAAAACAAAUCCGUCUCAAUAAAUUUGGAAAUUGCUGCUGAAAA
Messenger RNA from Oncorhynchus mykiss (rainbow trout), 6712 nucleotides. The record is from RefSeq and is a predicted model, not a curated record. Lineage: Eukaryota; Metazoa; Chordata; Actinopteri; Salmoniformes; Salmonidae.